Molecule: messenger RNA, 925 nt
Organism: Meloidogyne enterolobii
Lineage: Eukaryota; Metazoa; Nematoda; Chromadorea; Rhabditida; Meloidogynidae
Source: the annotation of a GenBank genome assembly
AUGUCACUAAUUUAUUGGCAACAAAAUUUACAUCAAUACCAAAAAUCUUUAGAUUCAACUUCUUCACUUGAUGGUUAUAUGUAUAUUCGAGAAAUUUAUCAAAAAAGUUGGAAUAGAAAAACGAUUACAGAAUGGAAACAAUCUUAUUUAGUUUUGAGAGGUGCAAUGUUCUACCAAUUUGCGGAUUCUUCUUUUCAAUAUGCACAGCAUUCGUUAAAUUUAAGAGAUAUAAUGGAAGAAAUUUGCCGUAUAGAUUUAACAAAUGAUGAAAAAUAUGUCUUUCAAAUAACAUUUUCAACAGAUACCUCUGCUGCUGGUAAUGGUAAUAGUUUAUGUGCCUUACAAAUUAGUUGUCCAAACGAGGAAAUUUUACAGCGUUGGAUUAGUGCAAUUUCUAUGGCUUUGUAUGUCUCGGCUGACAACCCUCCCCCAGUUGCUUGUAUGGCUAUUUUAACAUCUACCCAUUUAGUUUUUGCACAGGAGGGAGUUAAUUGUGCUGUUGAUGGAUUUAUGAGAUGCCUUUGUUCUAUAAGCCGUGAAGAAUUUAAUGAUAUAAAAAUAUAUGCAGUCCACACAGAAUUUAAUACAGGAUUAACAAUUCGUCGAGAUGAUGGUUCAUCAGAAGAUUGGCUUUUAUUUCGUGAACGUUCAGAACUUGACCGUAUAGUUGAUUGUUUACGUGAAAAAUGGGAUUUAAAAGUUAAUUUUUGUUGUGAUUUUGUGGUGGAAAAAUGUAAAGAAUUAUAUUCUUGUGGAGAAGAUUUGGAUUUGGAUGAUAAUUUGAGGAAAGAUUUUUUUAAAAAAUUGGUUUUGGAAUGCUCCCAAAUGACUAAUUUGUGGCGUGUAAUGCCUAUUGAAUCUGUUGAUGAAUCGAGGCAUUUUUAAAAGGAAAGGGAAGGUUUUUUUAUUUUUAAGCUUAUUUUUU